CUAGCUUCUCUCUCCUCCCCCUCCUCCUCCUCCUCUCUCUCUCUUUCUCUCUCUCUCUCUCUCUCUCAUUGCUGUCUUCUCUCUUGUGACUGCUGGAUGUGAUUCUCCACCACCUGCUAGCUAGGUAGAGGACUCCACCACCUCGCCCUUCCUUCUCCCCUGAUUGUUUCCUUUUCUUUGCAAACACAAAUCCUCAACAAGCAAAAGUGCAAAUUCUAGAGAAAAGAUCUGAAUUCAGCAGCAAAAAAGCUGGAGUUAAGGGGGGGAGAGAGAGAGGAAAUAUAUCCACCACACUAACUGGCUUCCAUGGUGUUCCCUCCAGCGGCUGCAUACCUAGAUCCGCCUAAUUGGAAUAACCAGCAAGGUCAGCAGCAGCGGACGACGGGCGGUGGCGGAGUAGGCGAUGCACAGCAUAUGCCAGUGGGUCCGACGGCGGGUACGGCGGCGGGGACGCCCGAGGUCGGUGGGCUGCCGAGAAGCUCAGCGGCCAAUGAAGCCGCGGCCGGGCAGCAGGCGAGGCCAAAUUCCAUGACGGAGCGCGCGCGGAUGGCGCGGGUGCCGCAACCGGAGCCGGCGCUCAAGUGCCCGCGGUGCGACUCCACCAACACCAAGUUCUGCUACUACAACAACUACUCCCUCUCGCAGCCCCGCCACUUCUGCAAGGCAUGCCGCCGCUACUGGACGCGCGGGGGCGCCCUCCGGUCCGUCCCGGUGGGGGGUGGGUGCCGCCGAAACAAGCGCUCGUCCAAGUCAUCCGCCGGCGCCGCGUCCUCGUCCAAGCCAUCUUCUUCUUCAGCCAGGCAGCUGCCCGGUGGCGCGUCAUCUAUGCCAUCAACCGCGGCGUCCACCACCUUGGGGGCCGACGGCGCAUCAAUCCCUCCGGGUCUCAGCUCCAUGUCGCACCACCUGCCGUUCAUGGGCGCGAUGCACCCGCCGGGGGCCAACCUAGGGCUAGCCUUUUCCGCCGGCCUCCCGCAGCUCGCCAUGCAGCAGCAGCACCACCACAUGGACGGCGUGGAUCAGUUCCCUCUGGCCAGCGGCGGGGGCGCCACCUUUGGCGCGUCACUGGAGCAGUGGCGGGUGCAGCAGCAGCAGCAGUUCCCGUUCUUGGAACUUCCACCGGCGCCGCCCAUGUACCAACUGGGGCUGCAAGCUAAUCGGGCAGCAGGGAGCAGCGCAGCGGCACCCGCACCGUCGCCGGCGAUGUUCACGUUAGGGCAGUCUAGUGCAAGCACAGCGAGGCGCGACGAAGGGUCAAUGAAGCAGGCGGACAGCAAAGGGCAAGAGAUGACCUUGCAGAGGCAGUUCAUGAUGGAGGCUCUACGCCAAGGGGAUGCCGUCUGGGGUGGCAACGCCAGCGACAAUAACGGCAAUGGCAGUGGCAGCUGGACCAUGAACAUCCCCGGAUUCCAUUCCUCGUCGGGCGGUGGCGACGGCGGCGGUCUGUUGUAGUAUACACCGCAGUUUCUUGGUCAAUCGGCUCGGAUGCACAUGCAUGGCUUGAGCAGGAGAGUGCUAAAUUAAAGAAGGGGUUCAUGCUUUAAUUCUUCAUCAGGUACUAGUACUGUAGAAGCGCUGCUAGCUCAUGAUGGUCUAAGGUAGGGGAUUCAAGUUAAAGUUGCUCCUUGGUUAACACUUUUGCACCAUUUGGUCUGCCUGUGUAGUACGUGUCCAUUGUGUUAUAUACCUUUAAAAACCUUUUCACACUUACAUAUGGAUGGAUAUAUACUUAAAUGAUGGGUAUAUAUGGUCAUAUGUUUUUUCAUUUACUUGGGAAUUGGAGAUUGGUUAAUUAGAUUGUGUUCAGUGCAAACUUGCAUGAAAUGAAUGUAUGAUUGAUUUGUUUUUA
This is a messenger RNA of Aegilops tauschii subsp. strangulata, 1849 nucleotides long. RefSeq lists its product as uncharacterized. NCBI's taxonomy places the organism in Eukaryota, Viridiplantae, Streptophyta, Magnoliopsida, Poales, Poaceae. The record is from RefSeq and is a predicted model, not a curated record. Gene Ontology annotation, molecular function: DNA binding; DNA-binding transcription factor activity. Gene Ontology annotation, biological process: regulation of DNA-templated transcription.